UGUGCACUGAUUACUCGCUCUGUCUCGUUUUUGUGGGCCGACCAAUCUUGGUAUAUAUAACACUACUAGUCGCCGGCCGGUGUUCGAUGUGACACGUGAGAAAAUGGCUGGAAGGUGCAGGUCUCUCGUUCUUCUUCUCUUUAUGCACGUCCUGUCAGGCUCUGCACAGACUGUGCCGUGCUUCACUGGACUUGGUUGUGGUUCUGGUAGUGUUGGCCUACAGGUUUCAGCAUUGGCCUGCUGUAGCAUGGCUGAUACUCUCUCAUUCAGACGUACAGUGGACGCCGAAUCAUGCUUUACAUGUUAUGGUAAGCUAUACUGACAUCAGUGUUUGGAACUGAUUUUUUUGGUUCUAUCAGGGUUUGGAUGGGUACAGAAUAUCAGCAGUGAUUUGACAUCAGCUGAGCCUCAGACUGAAAUAACUGCUGUGGAAGGACAGACUGUCUCCCUGACACUUUUCUACACUAAGAAUAAUCCACCAAAUUCCCUCCGAAUAGACUUUAACAUUCAGACCUCUGGUUCAGCAACAGAGGGAGUGGACUAUGUUGUCACUCCAGAUCCAGCUAGUGUUUUCAUGGACGAAGUGUCACUGCAGUUGGUCCCAGUCACAGUUAAUGUCACUCUAGUCCCUGAUGGUAUAGGAGAAGAAGGGACUGAAGACAUUGUACUCACUCUAGUGCAGCUUCCACCGUUCGAACCCGAGCGUGUUCUCAUCAACCCAACAGUCAGGAUCCGUGUCGAAGAUAAUGACAUUCAGACUGGGUUCAGGACGCCGGGGGAUGGAUGUAUCCCAGAGGGUGUGUUGCAGGAGAUCUGUCUGACUACUGUUGGAUCUCCUGCAGUGGAUACUGUGCUAACUGUCUCCGUCACUUAUGACACUGCUGGACCUGAAGACUUCGAUCUGAUCACACCACAAGUGACCAUCACUGAGACUAUGACUGAGCCGUGUGUGAGUUACCAGGCCAUAGCAGAUGAUCUGGGACUGGAGGGAGUGGAGAACCUCACUCUGUUUCUUAGUGGACCUCCCAAUGUACAACUGACUACUGCCUCUCUACACAUCUGCAUUCAGGACUCUGACGGCACUGUCCCGUGCUUCACUGGACUUGGUUGUGGUUCUGGUAGUGUUGUGGAACAGGCUUCAACAUUGGCCUGCUGUAGCAUGGCUGAUACUCUCUCAUACAGACCUACAGUGAACAGCGAAUCAUGCUUUACAUGUCAUGGGUUUGGAUGGGUACAGAAUAUCAGCAGUGAUUUGACAUCAGCUCAGCCUCAAACUGAAGUAACUGCUGUGGAAGGACAGACUGUCACUCUCACACUUUUCUACACUAAGAAUAAUCCACCAAAUUCCCUCCGAAUAGACUUUAACAUUCAGACCUCGGGUUCAGCAACAGAGGGAGUGGACUAUGUUGUCACUCCAGAUCCAGCUAGUGUUUUCAUGGACGAAGUGUCACUGCAGUUUGUCCCAGUCACAGUUAAUGUCACUCUAGUCCCUGAUGGUAUAGGAGGAGAAGGAACUGAAGACAUUGUACUCACUCUAGUCCAGCUUCCACCGUUCGAACCCAAGCGUGUUCUCGUCAACCCAACUGUCAGGAUCAUUGUCGAGGAUAAUGACAGAGAGCAAGGAGAGGUGGUAUGGGAGAUGGGAAUGGUUGGAGUCACGGAGGGAAGUGGGUCAGUGGAGGUCUGUGCCAACUACACUGAAGCGGUCGAGGGAUUCACCGUGGAGACAUCUACCACAGAAGUCUUUGCCCUCAAUGGAUCAGACUUCCUAGCUCAGAUAGGGCCCACGGCUCACCUGGUAUGGAAUGCAGGCUCCACAAUAGCCUGUGUCUCCAUUCCAAUCAUUGACGACGAGCGAGUGGAAAAUGAUGAGAUAUUUUACGUCAACAUGGUCCGAAUCGUCAACUCGCCCUCGGGGGAUGAUCCUCGUCUGGUGCCCCUGGCGAUUAUCAUGAUCAUGGACGACGAUUUGAUUCCAAUAGUUUUCACAGUAGACAGUAUCGUCACCACCGACGACCAGCCAGCUGUCGAGGCGUGUCUUGAAGUCGAUAACGAGCUCGUUGAUGAGAAUGUGGCCUAUCGGAUACCCAUCGCCGUGGAAACUCAAGACGGAACUGCCCAGUCUGACGUGGACUUCAUGCCAUUAAACAAACAUGACGGGAGGGGAGGCCACGUAGAGGUCUCCUCACUCUCCAAGCCCUUCUCGUUGCUUCACCGUAUCACUCCUCACCGCCAAGGACAAACCAAUGGACGACGGAAUUUCUUCCUUGCACGUGAUGUCAUGACGGCGCAAGGAUCAACCCUCUGCGAGCAGAUACAGCUGCCGCUGAUCUAGAACUACACAAUCCACUGCUGCACAGAUCGAAGUUGGAGACAUAUCAGACUCAGUCCUCAGUAACCCUCUGUUCUCUGUGACCCUCGACAUGAAGGCAGACGAAGAUGACUCUUAUCUCUGCUACGAAAUCCACGGAGACUCAGGACUGUACCUGAAUUUAGUCUCGACACUUGUUUUCAAUCAACGCCGGCUACGAGACAAUCGAAGGAGCCCCCACCUACAACAAGAUCGAUGCACUCUUUAUAACAACAUCAGAUGCAGCUGGCGGGUGUAGUAAUAUCGAAAUACUCUCGUCGGAGUCCUGCACGGCUGCGUAUUUGGUCGGUAGUGACUACGGCCUGGUGCUACGAGAGCGUUACCGUAGGAACGGAGUCCAAGUCGAGUUUCUGGACGGUCGAAUCGAGGUGACGUUGCCGUGCCAACGGUAUCCAGGUGGGGGUAUAAAGGUCGUCGUCAAGUGCAACGCGGAGUACCAGAACCCAGUCACAGAGGAGAUGCUGCCGGUCAAGAAUUUGGACCUUACAUUCCGUCGCGGGAAAUUGGCUUCUGAUGCCUACCCCAUGCCUCAUGGUCUUCUUGGUCAAUUCUGGCGUCUGGACUUUGAACAAGAGCCAUUCCGUCAGCAGUUUGUAGACGGGAACUCUCGCGAAAAUGCCUUCGUCAUGACAACACCGGUCGACCUCGGGGUGCGUAGUUUCGUCGGGAUAAUGUACCACCUCACCUGGACUCCGCGAAAAAGCAGUGUCUAUGCCGGCAGUAGGCAAGCUGGUACGUCGCGCUAUGUCACAUCGCCGGCCGAUUCCGUCAUUGAGGGAUUGUACCAAGACUACUCAGUGAGUGGACGUUUCGGUACCGACUAUCAGUACAGCGUGUUUCCAAGGAACGAUUUCAACUGUGAGACGCCAACAUUUGGAUAAGAAACGUCACAAAACACUUUUGAUAGGUUUUCCGAGAGUUGCAAAAAAAUUGUGAGACGGUGUCCCUGUACAUGAAAUUAUAAUUGUAUGUAUUUGUAUAAUACAAUAUGUGGCCCUUUACACAGACAAUAGUCAUUUGCUCUUUGACACAAUCAGCACAAGAAGCAACCUUGUAUGUACAAUGCACUCCCAAAACAAAAACAACGAAAUUUCGCAUUUCCAUUCACUUGCCAAAUAUCAUUCUGGUAUAUCGAAGAAAGUUUUUGCAUAUUGUUGCUGAAGCGAAAACAAGCAA
Molecule: messenger RNA, 3547 nt
Organism: Geodia barretti
Lineage: Eukaryota; Metazoa; Porifera; Demospongiae; Tetractinellida; Geodiidae
Source: the annotation of a GenBank genome assembly